UUGCAUCUCUCUCGCUGUGUGGUUUCCCUCCCUCCCCUGGUCCAUCACCCUGGCGCCGGCUGUUGCUCUGCCCGUCCCAUCCCUUUCCCCUGGGCAAAGGGGCUGCUCCUGCCUCCCAGGUCUGUUCCCAUAGUUCGGCUCUGCCGGAGGGACCUGGCCCCAGGGCAUCCUUGGAAGGCUGAAAGGUGCAAUUUCCCUUUCCCUUUGCAAAUUAAAGUCCUGGAAAAGUAGCUGGGCUGAAAUCAUGUUUUAGGCACAACUGAUGCCUGCUUCUAGGAAGGAGAAAGCCUCAUUCCUCACCUGCCCGCAAACCCCAGAGCAGACAGGGGCCAGGCUGUGCUGCCAGCACCAAGAUCCUGGCCCUCACCCUUGCCUCUGUCACCCUGUGACAAAUGCCAGGGGGUGCAUUCGUGCAUCCCUGUGCAUUUGUGUGUCACUGGCACCCUACUGUGGAUGCUGUUUCCCUGGGGACAAGUUUGCCUUCUCUGAGUGGCUUUGUGGGACAAUGACCUCCUGGAGCUGUUCUCCAUCGCCCCAGGGUGAUGGAGCUGCCUGCAGACCCAGGUCUUCCUCUGGGCAUUGGAUCUGGGUACCAAGCAGCACUAUUUCCCCAGCCCCCAGGGCUCAGCUCAGCCCCACAAGGCUGAGAAAGCUGCUGGAGAAGCCCCAUCUGCUACCCCCCUAGAGAAACCACCCCAAAACCAGGGCUCAGGGCGCGCAGGCAUUGUGACCUGCUGCCUGCAAAUGUCCAGGGCGCUUGGAUCAAAUGCUGUGACAGCACAUCCCCAAAGGGACUUUGCACUUUUCAUCCCGUCGGUGCCCCGUGCCGCUCUCUGCCUACCUUUGGGGGCUGGAGCCCGGCAUGGCCUUCAUCCCCCUCCCUGCCUGCAGCCUUAGUCCUGCGCUGAGUUUGCUGGCUUGAGACACUGUGGGAAGGGAGGGAGUGGGUCUGCAGCCAUGGGGCAGCGCCAGCAGGGAGAGAUGGGGCUGAGCAAAGCCACUGUGGUCCAGAUGGGGGAAUAGGGUUGGGGGGGGAAGGUCUGUGCAGCGAGGGGGCUUGCUGUUUAUGCAGAGCCACUUGGAAGCCAUGGCUACGGGCCAGGCUGACAUGGUGAGCCCCUCACCCUGCCCCCAUAGCCUGGCCGAGGCAAAGCCCUGAGCCCUGUUCCCCUUCUGGCUGUCUCGAAGCAGAGCCCUGGGCUGGGAUCCCAGUGCCACGCUGGGGUGGGGGUGCACGCUGCAGUCUGGGCUGCAUGGCUGGGUUCGGUGCAUGCUUCGCGUUCAGCCGUCGGCUGCCAGCAGGAUCAAACCCAGCCCAGAGCUCUGGGGAGGAUGCAAAGCCCUGUCUCAGCCACAGGCUGGUUCUUGGGCUCCAUCCUGCCCUGCCUCCCUGCAUAGCCCCUUGGGGAGGGGAGGAUCCCAGAGAGCGGGUAUUUGGCCUCCAGGCUAAAGGGUAGCCCUGCCAUCUCCUGGGUCUCUGGGCUGCUGGAUGUCUCCAGCACACCCCGACACGUUGCAAUGGGGGGUUUGUGCAGAGGUGCUGGGUGUGAGUAGCCCAGCAGGGUUGCCCUUUUGUCACCCCCUUCCUUCCCCAGGAGGAAAACUCCAGUGCUGGGUUUGUCCUGGGAUGAAGCAGAAAGGCCGAGCAGAGCCUGGGCUGGGCUUCGCCUUCCUGCUCCUCCGGCGUCGCGCUGCAUGUGCUGCCUCCGGCCCCGCUCGCCCUGUGCCGGGUGCCCAACCCCGCUGCCCACCGGGUCCGGGGGCCGCUGCUCCGUUAACUCUUCUUCUGCUUGGUGACUCCUUCUUUCUUCCAGGCAACCCGCCGGGCCAAACUAAAAAAGCGCUGAAGCAGCGAUUCCUCAAACUGCUGCCCUGCUGCCGGCCCAAAUCCAUCCCCUCGCUCAGCGAAAACAGCGUUGAGGAUGAGUUUGAGCUCUCCACCGUCUGCCACCGCCCCGAGGGGCUGGAGCAGCUCCAGGAGCAGACCAAGUUCACCCGCAAAGAGCUGCAGGUCCUCUACCGAGGCUUCAAGAAUGAGUGCCCGAGCGGCAUCGUCAAUGAAGAAAACUUCAAGCAGAUCUACUCACAGUUCUUCCCGCAGGGAGACUCUAGCACGUACGCCACCUUCCUCUUCAACGCCUUCGACACUGACCACGAUGGCUCCGUCAGCUUUGAGGACUUUGUGUCUGGGCUGUCCAUCAUCCUGCGGGGCACCAUUGAUGAUCGCCUGAACUGGGCCUUCAACCUCUACGACCUGAACAAAGAUGGCUGCAUCACCAAAGAGGAAAUGCUGGACAUCAUGAAGUCCAUCUAUGACAUGAUGGGCAAGUACACCUACCCAGCCAUGCGGGAGGAAGCACCCCGGGAACAUGUGGAGAACUUCUUCCAGAAAAUGGACCGAAACAAGGAUGGCGUGGUGACAAUCGAGGAGUUCCUGGAGUCCUGCCAGAAGGAUGAGAACAUCAUGCGGUCCAUGCAGCUCUUUGACAACGUGAUUUAGCUCCCGGACCUGCCUCCAGCUGAGCUCUCCUGCCACUGGGCCCAGAAUUUGCUUCUCUCUCGACUUUUCCUUUGAGCCUUCUCUCUGCCGGCUGCACAGACACCCCCACAGGAAGGAGCCUCCCUUCCCAGAGAUGUGGUCAGCGGUGGGAUCUUCCCUUCCCUCUGGGCUGGCUCUGCUUUCCUCGGGGGACCCCAAGCAGGUGCUCCUGGACAUUGGAGCGUGGGCACGCCUGGCACGGGGCGAGCGUUUGGCCCGGAUGGACCUCCCUGCACCCCUUCCUGGCAGGGAAGCCGCAGUCUCGGGCUGCAAUAGAGGCUUCCCACAUGCACAGCACCCCGUGCAGCCAUGGCUCCCCCACCCCUGACCCUCCCCAGCCCUGGGAGCCCCCAGCCCCAGCUCCAGCCCAAACCCUCCAGCGAUGCUGUCUAGAAACCAAUAAAGUCUUGCAAUGGGCGCCAGUGCCUCGGCUUCCUCCCCUGCCCCAGCUGUGCCCUGCUGCGGGGAGCAUGGAUGGCAUGUCGGCCAUGAGCCACUGGCCACCCUCCUUGCCCAGCCCCUGGGCCGGUGGGUGGGCAGAGGGGCUGUGCCUGGAGAAGGCAGCCACACAGGCACUCGGGGUUCAUCGCUGUAUGAGAUGUGGGGGGUAGCCUCUGAUCCCAGGGGGCCCAGUUAGACCUAGGAGGUCCAUCCUGACAUGGGGAGAGGGGAGACUAAAGGUGCUUUCUUGUGGCACUGGUCCCCCAGGAUGGAGGAUGCUGGGCUGGGAGAGCUACAACCUCAGCCCCUGUCCCUUGAGUUUGGGGUGCUGGCACACAGGGGACCUCAGGGACCCACUUUGAGGCUCCAGUGGAGAGACACCCUUCCCACCCCUCCCUGUGGGCAGGGCAGCCAGUGAGGACAGGGCGGCCAGGAUAUGGGGACACAUGGAGGAGGGAGGUGUGCCGGGCUCUGGCGGCCACCCCGGCCUUUAGGCGUCAUGGCCACGCAGCAUCGUUUGCUGAUGACCUUCCCCUGCUUCCGUGCCCUGACCCGUCCCAGCCCACCUGCUGCCUGGGGAGCCAGGGAGCGAGCAAUGGGGCAGAGAGGUGGCCCCAACAGGCAGAGCCCUGUGCUGGGGACAUGGCUGAGCUGGCAGCUCCCUGGGGAGAAAGUCAAGGCUGGGGCCAGCCAGGAGUCGUUGCUGUGCUGCCGGCGGGCUGGCGAGUCACCUCGGGGGAGGUGGGCUCAGCCCUUUCUCCUGGCACGGCCAUGAGAGAGCCAGCCUGGGGACCCCAGGGGUGGAGCCAGCACCCUGGGGCUCCCCACGUCUUUGUCACCACCAGCUCCUCAGAGCUGUGUGUGUGCAGGCUGACCUGUCCUGCUCACGUAUCCCUCCGAGUUGUAGCUGGGACAGUGAUGCCCAUGGGCUAAUGACCCCAUGCCAACCCCAGAAGCCCCUCUGUGCAAUCCCACAGGCCUUGGGAACGUACCUGGCCCCAGCAGCCCCUAGCUCUGCUGCUCCAGCCUCCGCAUCCUUAGCAGACAAGGGCAGCCAGGGCUGGCCUGAGCUGCGGCAUCUGGGAUCAAUGGGGCGGGGGUGAGCAAGGCCAGUACCCAUGCUGGGCCAGGCCCCAGACCCAGGCCAAGCCCCUGGUGUCGGAGCCAUUAGAAACAGCCCCCCCCAGGGCCCUGAGCUGAAGCUACGGGGCUGCUCCCCAGCAGGACUGUCCCUGGCCCAGCCCCUGCAGAAAUGAUGCGGUUUUUUUUAGGUUCAUUCAACACAUCGUUCAUCUCACAAGUCCUGUUCCUUGGGUUUGCCGUGGGGCUGAGCUCCCACUUGCAGUCUCCCAAGGGUGGGAGGGCAGGUAUCCCGAUCCUUACCCCUCCCGUCUCCUUCCCCCCCAGUCCUCCCUCUUCCCAGGCUCUCUGGGGUACCCACCGGCCACACGGAGCAGAUGCUGCCUCCUCCCUCACGCUGCAGGUCGCAUGGUGUGACCCCCCACCCCCACCCCCCCACUCCGGGGCAUGGUGACCCACAACCCGCUUGGCAUCUCCAGUCUGUAUAUUUUGUAUUAUAACAAUAAUAUGGGUUAAAAAAAAAAAAAGCAACAAAAAAACCAAUAAAAUCUAACCACAAUCGCUAUGCACACCAC
Molecule: messenger RNA, 4635 nt
Organism: Chroicocephalus ridibundus (black-headed gull)
Lineage: Eukaryota; Metazoa; Chordata; Aves; Charadriiformes; Laridae
Gene: KCNIP2
Product: potassium voltage-gated channel interacting protein 2
Exons: 8
Coding region: 1490-2500 (336 amino acids)
Biological process (GO): regulation of potassium ion transmembrane transport
Cellular component (GO): voltage-gated potassium channel complex
Molecular function (GO): calcium ion binding; potassium channel regulator activity
Source: RefSeq, a predicted model, not a curated record